Messenger RNA from Haplochromis burtoni (Burton's mouthbrooder), 1637 nucleotides. Its product is annotated as neuroblast differentiation-associated protein AHNAK. Gene Ontology annotation, cellular component: nucleus; costamere; cytoplasm. Lineage: Eukaryota; Metazoa; Chordata; Actinopteri; Cichliformes; Cichlidae. Gene Ontology annotation, biological process: regulation of RNA splicing. The record is from RefSeq and is a predicted model, not a curated record.
ACAGCACCCAAUGUUGAACUAAAAGCAUCAGACUUGAGUCUCUCAGCGCCCAAACUUGAGGGAGACAUUGGUACUCCAGGCAUUGAUGCUGGUCUCAAAACUGGCAUUGAUCCCAACGUGAAUGUUGGUUUGCCUGAAACUGAUAUCAAGGCACCCAGUCUACAUCUGCCAAAAGCUGACCUCCAGUCAUCUGAUCUCAGCUUGAAAACACCAAAUGUCAACCUUUAUCCACCAAAAAUUGGUGGUAGUCUCUCAGCACCAAACAUAGACACGAGUAUGCCAAAAAUUGAACUAGAAGCACCCAAUGCCAAUGUGAAAUCUCCAGGUUUGGAUGUCAACCUGCCAGAAGCAGACCUCAAAGAUUCCAAUAUCCAGUUGAAAACUCCAGAUCUGGAUUUGAAUACCCACCUUGGUGACUUUAAAAUGCCACAUUACAAUCAUCCAAAACUUGAUCUUUCAAGUCCUGAAGUAGAAGCUCCCAGUAUUAAUCCCACAGUUGAGGCUGGAAUUAAGGUACCUGGAGUCAGCACAGAUAUGCCUACAACAGAUGCACACAUCUCUGUUCCUGCAGUAGAUUUGAAUGCACCAAAUGUAGGUGAUAUUAAAGGACCUGAUGUAGAUGUGAAAGCUCCAGAUGUAGAUGCAAGUCUUGAGAAGCCCAAGAUGCCACAUUUCAAGAUCCCAAAGUUUAGUCUUUUUGGAUCUAAAGCAAAAUCUCCUGAGACUAAUGCCAGUGCAGAUCUUGAGGGGAGUGGCUCUGACUCUGAUGUGGGGGAGGUGGAGGUUCCUGUAUUCAAGUUCCACAGACUGCCCCAAAUCAACAUUGAUGGCAUUGGAGGAAUUACUGAAGCACUGAGCUCAAUAAAAUCUGACUUGGAGGAGAAGGAUUUUGUUUUCAGUAAAGGAAUCCGCUUGCCAGUAGUGAAUGCAACAGCAAAAGAAGGAGAAAAGAUUGACAUUUUGGAGAGAUUGAAAAUCGCAAGAGAAAAGGCGUCCUCAGUGAAUGUGUCGCCAACAGAAGAGAAAACUGAUAUUGACCUACAACACACUGGCGCAGGUCUUGAUGCUAAUACAUCUACCGGUGCAGGAGAUGCGUCUUUGGUCAGAGGAGGCACUUUCAAAGUAGACAAACCAGAGUCUACGCUGGGGCUGACCGUACCUGAUAUUUCUACAUCAGAUGAAAAUGACAAAUAUGCACUGAGCCUUUCUAAUAUGCUUGGCCUUAAUGUCAAGGAUUCUGAUGCCAACUGAUCGUUCAAAGGUUGGCCUGAUAACUGAAGCUCCAGUCCAUAAAUGUAUGAAUACAUGCAGCGUAACUGAUUUUCAUGUUUUAGUUUGUGAUAUAAAGAGAGACUAGCUGUAACUAAUCCAUCUUGUUGUAAUUUUAAUAAUAAUUUAGCGUAAUAGAGUUCAGUUGUUGAUACAAUCUAUGUAUAUUUUCCUGUUAUUUAUAAGCUUUUUCUAAAUGUUAAUUUGAAAUUACUUUACUUUCAGUAUUGCUUGUGAUCACCAUAAACUUUGUCUAGCAAGUGCUUUACUAAAUAUUUUAAAGGAUAAAUGAAUUGUGUGAAUGUGUUACUCUUCGUUCAAUAAAUCAUUACAAUGUCCAAAAUAAAAAUGUCCAGUAAUUAAAGCCA